AUGCCGCCCAGUUACGACUACGAAUUUCGCGCUGGUGAUGCUUUUAUAGUCGAUCACAAAAAUGGAAAAAAGUAUAGAAGGGGGAGAUUCCUGGGAAAGGGUGGAUUUGCCACCUGUUAUGAGUUCAUCGAUUGUUCAACGAAUGCUGUUUACGCGGGGAAGACUGUUUCAAAAAGUUUAUUGAAGAAACCCAAGCAAAAAGAAAAGAUGUGCAUAGAGAUCCAACUGCAUCAAGGUCUCUCGCAUGAAAACAUCGUCGGAUUCCAUGGCUACUUCGAAGAUCAGGACAAUGUCUACCUCGUUCUCGAACUUUGCAGUAGGAAGUCCUUAGAUGACGUCAUGAGGCGCAGAGGAACUCUAACGGAACCGGAAGUGCGCUACUACAUGCGCCAGCUGGUGGAAGGCUGCCGCUACAUCCACAGCAAGCGGAUUAUCCACAGGGAUCUAAAGUUAAGCAACCUACUGCUUAACGGAAGUAUGCAGCUGAAGAUAGCCGACUUCGGCCUAGCUACACAGGUCUCGCUUCUUGACGAAAGGAAGAAAAGCAUAUGCGGUACUCCGAACUACGUAGCCCCUGAGGUGAUUCGAAGAAGGUUCUACAGUUUCGAGGUCGACGUCUGGUCUAUUGGUUGCAUAAUGUACACAAUGCUCUGUGGGGUGACGCCCUUUGAGACGGCCACCCUGAGGGCCACCUACGACCGCAUCUCGACUGCCACCUACACCCUCCCGCCUCAUCUUUCUGCCCCAGCUAGGAACCUCAUCGUCAAACUUCUGGACUUGGAUCCUACGAACAGACUUUGCAUCGACCAGGCUAGCUAUUUAGUUUUGUACGAGGAUUUUUUCACAACUGGUUUCGCGCCAACUUCACUUGCACCGUCCUGCUGCUUCACCAGACCCAAGUUUCCUGACAUCAAAACACCCUCUGUGACUAGGUUUGAUGGAAAAGUUAAUCACCACGAUCGUCACGGUCGUCACCAUCAACAACCGCACGGUUCCAAUAACAAUAACAACAACAACAACAACAACAACAACAACAAUAAUAAUAAUAAUAAUAAUAAUGAAUGUGAUAAUAAAAUGCCAAUAAAAAACAUAAAAGAUGAUGAUGAUGGUGAUGAUAAUAGCGAUGAUGAUGACGAUGAUGGUGAUGGUCAAACGAAAAUUCACAGAUGGGUCGAUUUUACGAACAAGUAUGGCUUUGGCUACCAACUCUCAGACGAAAGUACAGGGGUCCUCUUCAAUGACGCCAGCCGCAUGGUGCUGAGACUGGGUGGUGAUGAUGAUGAUGUGAUACGAAAUUCGAAAAAGAACUCUUCAAAAACAUCAUCAUCAUCAGCACCGCCACCGUUCCCACCAUCAUUAUCACAACGAUCCUCCUCCUCCUCAUCAUCAUCAUCACCCUUACUACAAUCAUCAUCAUCAUCCUUACAACAAUCAUCAUCAUCGUCACCGGGAGCAGUUUUCAUCUCAAAGUGGUAUAGAAGCGAAGAUGGCAUAAUAAUGCAACUUUCCAACGGAACAUUCCAGGUUAACUUUGCUUGUGACCACACAAAGAUCAUCAUCAGCAGUCUUGUCGAUCAGCUGAUUGUCACGUGCUUGCCUAGUGAUGUCAUCGUUGACGAGAACAACCGAAAUGUUGAUAACAACAAACAAAAUGUUGAUGGCAACAACCAAAACAAAAAGAAUAUUACCACGGCCAGUUACAAGACUGGUGACAAUAUAAUUUCACCAAAAACGAGGAAAAAUGGAGAAAUUAGAUCGGUAUCAAAAAGUUUCAGCAAGGGUUCCAAAAUGAAAAACCAUUCCGUGAAAAUGACAAAGGAAGUGAGACAUUACGAUCUGUCCGACCUCUGUGAAAGAGGUUGCAGUAGAUCAAUGGCGGGAAAAUUGAAAAUAAUCAGAAAAAAUUUGAACAAACUCAUCAACUUUUGA
Helobdella robusta is the source of this 1929-nucleotide messenger RNA. RefSeq lists its product as hypothetical. NCBI's taxonomy places the organism in Eukaryota, Metazoa, Annelida, Clitellata, Rhynchobdellida, Glossiphoniidae. The transcript has 11 exons. Gene Ontology annotation, molecular function: ATP binding; protein serine/threonine kinase activity; protein binding. Gene Ontology annotation, cellular component: nucleus; spindle pole; centrosome. The record is from RefSeq and is a predicted model, not a curated record. Bases 1 to 1929 code for a protein of 642 amino acids. Gene Ontology annotation, biological process: protein phosphorylation; mitotic cell cycle; regulation of cytokinesis.